Molecule: messenger RNA, 1053 nt
Organism: Fusarium mangiferae
Lineage: Eukaryota; Fungi; Ascomycota; Sordariomycetes; Hypocreales; Nectriaceae
Exons: 5
Coding region: 1-1053 (350 amino acids)
Molecular function (GO): oxidoreductase activity
Source: RefSeq, a predicted model, not a curated record
AUGUCCCUUCCGCAAAAAUCGACACAGUGGGUGGUCAAGACAUUCGACGGCCCAUCGGGGCUUGAAAUGCAGGUGGCUCCUAUCCCUCGCAUUGGACCCAAUGACGUGAUGAUAAAGAUUUACGCUAUUUCCUUGAACUACCACGACAUUGGCACCACCAGGGGCCAUUAUGAACAUUCCUUGAAAGAUGUCGUUCCCGUCUCGGAUGGAUCUGGGGUUAUCAUAGCAAUCGGGUCUAAUAUCCUUAACUUCCAGAUAGGCGACAGAGUCACAACAAUCAUGAAUGGAGCACAUCAAUCUGGUCCGAUAAAGCCACACUACAUGAAUGCCUUAUUAGGAACCGCUUAUCAUGGCGUCCUUCAAGAGUAUGCCGUCAUUCCAGCACAAUACGUCAUUACUCUUCCACGCAGCCUCAGCUUUCUUGAGGGCAGCACGUUGCCAGUGGCAGGGCUGACUGCCUGGAACGCUCUCUUCGGAGCCGGCCGCACUCUACUCCCAGGGCAGUGGGUUCUCACACAGGGCACUGGCGGUGUGAGCACCUUUGCUAUCCUUUUCGCCAAGGCAGCUGGCGCCAAAGUCAUUGCGACUACGUCCUCGGUUGAAAAGGCCAAAAAGCUCCGCGACAUGGGGGCUGACCAUGUCAUUAACUAUCGCGAAGUUGAGAACUGGGGUGUCCAGGCGCAGGCUCUUACUCCAGGAGAGGAGGGAGUUGACAUCGUAGUCGAAAUCGGGGGCGGUGUGACUCUAAAACAGUCUCUUGUUGCCGUUAAGAUGGACGGACUCAUCUCUGUGGUUGGAGUAAGGGCUGGUACUCACCCUCGAGAGCAGCCAGUUCUUAUGGAUAUGUUUUUCAGGUUCUGCACUAUACGUGUCGCAUACGUGGGCCCGCGCGUGCAAUUUGAGGAGAUGAAUCGUGCAAUUGAAGUUAAUAACAUUAAGCCGGUGAUUGAUGGGCGCAUUUUCAGCCUUGAAGAGGCCAGGGAUGCUUUCAAUUACUUAGAGAGCAUGAAUCAUUUCGGCAAGGUCUGCAUCGAGGUGGUGAAAAGUGUCUAA